Molecule: messenger RNA, 4675 nt
Organism: Hypanus sabinus (Atlantic stingray)
Lineage: Eukaryota; Metazoa; Chordata; Chondrichthyes; Myliobatiformes; Dasyatidae
Product: cyclin-dependent kinase inhibitor 1-like
Exons: 3
Coding region: 149-748 (199 amino acids)
Biological process (GO): signal transduction by p53 class mediator; regulation of mitotic cell cycle
Cellular component (GO): nucleus
Molecular function (GO): cyclin-dependent protein serine/threonine kinase inhibitor activity
Source: RefSeq, a predicted model, not a curated record
GCAACGUAGCGCUGCCGCACGCUGUCUGCCAGUGAUUUAAAACCUGAUUCGGACGCGAACCGCCGCCCACAGGGGAAGCUUCCGCCUCGCAGUCUCUGGGCGGGCCGGCCGGCCGGGGCGUCACGUCAUCGGACCGCAAAGUUUCGCAAUGCCGGGGACAAGGCGCUCGGUCCCGACGCAGGACUUCCAGUUGACAGUUCUCUCCGGGCAUCACGCAGCUCCGUGGACUACUCCCUCCCGGGACAGUACCGAACCGACCUCUCCCGGCUUGGGACGGAGCACUCUCGGGACAUCUCCCUCAUCAGGACAGGUAAAGUUGAUGCCAUCUCCCUGUGAACAGUGGCGGGCCCAGGCCUUCAGGAACAGGCCGGUAUGCCGGAGCCUUUUCGGGCCGGUGGACAGGCGGCAGCUGCGGCUGGAGCUGGGAGCCGAGUUGUGGAGAGGCCUGGAUGCGGCGGCCAAGAGGUGGGCCUUCGACUUCGAGGCGGAGCGCCCGCUGCCAGGCGACCUGCAGUGGGAGGCCGUCCCGAACCAGGAUGUCCCGUCCUUUUACCGAACGGUACAUGUCACCUCACAGGGGAGGCUCCUGAACCCACUCGGGCCGAGGGAGGGAGUUGAGAUGGGCACCCCCUCAGCCGAGAAGAAGCCAAUUCUGCCCCAUGGACGCAAGAGGAGACAGGCUCUCAUCACGGAUUUCUACGUUAUGAAGAGAAGAUUCGUGCCACUGGAUGCUGAGGCUAAGCCUUAAGGCGGGCAGGAAGUUGGGCAAAGAGUGGACAGUGGACUACGCGUUGCCGGUCAGCUGCCUGGACUUUGCAACAAGAUGGCUGUUCUCCAAGAUGACAAUACUUUGCUUUUUUUACCCAGUUUGUAAUCAUGUAGCUGACUCCUGAACUAAAGACCCCUGUCAUACCACCCCGGCACCCUCUGUGAGAGCAGGGACUGACCCUCUGUGAGAGGGGGUCUGAUUAAGGGUAGUGGAUUAAUGGGGGAGGUGAACCAUUGCCAGAUGGCCUGGGGUCACCCUGUUUGAUUCAGGGAGCUGCCACUGCACCCUCAACCCCCUCCCUCUCGGCUUGACUGUCCCCGAGAGCGCAGGGAACAAACAGGCUGCUCUUUCAUGCUCUGUGAAUGAACAGUGCACCGCGCGAUGGUGAAGUGUGUGUGUGUGUGGGGGGGUGGGGGGACACACCAGGAGUGGAUGUGGGAGACGUGUGAAUGCUGAGGUGGAAGUGUAGAUCAGGACAUAAAUCAUGGGGAAGGGAAGGGUCUCGGCAGAGCUUCAUCCCUUGAUCUGAAGAACUACACAACAAACAGGAACAAAAUGGUCUUCCCAUAGGCAACUGGAUAUCGUAAUGAACUGUCUCGACCAGAAACAAUGACUCUUGUUUCACCUUCAUUGGUGCUGCCUGACCUGCUGAGUUCCUCCAGUGUUUUGUGUGUGUAGAGUAACAAUUGAGUAACGUCUAUAAUUCAGGAUCCGAUUCUUGAAUGACCAUGACAAAGGAGCAGAAUGAGGCCAUUCAGCCCAUCAAUUCUGUUCUGCCAUUCCCUCAUUGCUAAUUUAUUAUCCGUCUCAACCCUAUUCUUCUAAAAUUAUAAAAUUAAUAAAAUCAUAAAAUUAUAAAAGUAUAAAAUUCUAAAGGGAUUGGACAGGCUAGAUGCAGGAAGAUUGUUUCCGAUGUUGGGGAAGUCCAGAACGAGGGGGUCACAAUUUAAGGAUAAAGGGGAAGCCUUUUAGGACUGAGAUGAGGAAAAACUUCUUCACACAGAGAGUGGUGAAUCUGUGGAAUUCUCUGCCACAGGAAACAGUUGAGGCCAGUUCAUUGGCUAUAUUUAAGAGGGAGUUAGAUAUGACCCUUGUGGCUAAAGGGAUCGGGGGUAUGGAGAGAAAGCAGGUACAGGGUUCUGAGUUGGAUAUAUCAGCCAUGAACAUACUGAAUGGCGGUGCAGGCUUGAAGGGCCGAAUGGCCUCCUCCUGCACCUAUUUUCUAUGUUUCUAUGUUUCUGCUUUCUUCCCAUAACCUUUGACUCCCUGAUUAAUCAAAAACCUUUGCUUCAAAUAUACCCAAUGAUUUGGCCUCCACAGCUGUCUGUGGCGAUGAGUUCCACAGAUACCACCCUUCUGGCUGAAGAAAUUCCCCCUCAUCGUUCUAAACGGACGUCCCUCUAUUCUGAGGCAUUGCGCUCUGGUGCUAGAAUUUCUCACUAUUGGAAUCAUCCUCUCCACGCCCACUCAAUCUAGGCCUUUCAGUAUUUGAUAGGUUUCAAUGGGAUCCCCUCAUUCUUUGAAAUACCAGCAAGUACAGGCCCAGAGGGGUAUCAAACUCUCAUCAUAAGUUAAUCCUUUAAUUCCCAGAAUCCUUCUCUCGACCCUCUCCAGUGCCAGUACAUCCUUUCUCAGACAUGGGGACUGAAACUCCCACCCUCUUGCUAUAGAAACGUCUCCUUAUCUCUGUUCUAAAGGGACAUCCUUUGACCCCGAGGCUGUUCUCUCUGGCCCUAGACUCACCGAUGAGAACAGAGGUUCAGGCAACUUUGAAUUUGCUUUCACUUCCUGAAGGAGGUGGUGCAGAAGUGGCUGGUGGGGGUAAAUGUCCAUGGAGUUUAUUUCUGAGUGUACCUGCAGAAUCUCUUGCCCAUAUCAACGUAGGCCAUUUUCAGUCCUGAAGCAGCGCUUCAGCCUGAAACAUGCUGUUUGACCACAGCAGAUUGAUUGUGACUUCAGACCCAAACUGGUUCUUCCCAAAUUGAAAAAAGAAUUAGAGAGAAGGAGAGCAAAAAGCGAGUUGGAAGAUCUUUUCAAAUGUCUGGGGCAGGUGGGGAAACUGAUGAUAGAGAUGUCCUUGGUAAAUGGGGGGGAAUAGACGUGGAAAUUGUACAAAGCCCUGGUUAGAUUGUUCUGUGGUACUGUGAGUUGUUCUGCUUAGUCAGACUUGGAAGAGUAUCUUGGAUCUGGAGGAAGGGCAAAUGAGGUUUCCAGAAAGAUAUCCAGUCCUUGGGGGUUUAAUUAGGAGAGAAUUAGUUUCAAGAGGUAAUUUGGAAAGAACUUUGCAGAGGCAGUGUAGCAGUUAGCACUACGCUCUACAGUGUCAGCCAUCACUGAUUGGGGUUCGAUUCCCGUUGCUGCCUAUAAGGAGUUUGUAUGUUUUCCCUGUGACCAUGUGGGGUUCCUCUGGGGCCUCCAGUUUCCUCCCACACUCUACAGUCGUAUAGGCGAGGGCACGCGGUGUUGGAGCCAGAAGCAUGGCUGCCCCCAGCACUAUCCUCGAUCCUUGACGCAAAAUGACGCAUUUCACCGCAUGUUUCAGAUAAAGCUCAUCUUGAAUAAGAAGUUUCAUCAGACCAAGGUUGGGAAAAGGAUUUUAUGUCCUGUGGGUAACCUUGAUCUCGGGGAAUAGCAGUAUAAGCUUGAGGGGCUGGGCGGCCUUUGUUUCUGUGUGUGAAGGGACGAGACGAGGUGGUCAGAGUGAGUGUGAAGUGUGAUUGUUGCUGCUGUCAAGAUUAGAAAUCCAGGCUCUUUAUUACAGGCAUAAUUUAGUAGAACAUUUUAUUCAUAUUUAUUCCAUAAUCUUCAGAUUUAGCAUAUUUAUUAGGUAAAUAUAUAAAUAUUUUAAAUAGUUUAAAACUUGCACAGUUUAAAAUUGAAUUCUCUGGGUAUUAAUGAUGCUGCUUUGAAAUUUCGACUCUGUGGCCACUUUAUUAGGUACACCUGUAUGCCUUGUUAAUGCAAAUAUCUGAUCAGCCAAUCAUGUGGCAGAAAGUCAUUGCAGAAACACAUGCAGACCUGGUCAGGAGGUUCAGUUGUUCAGACCAAACAUCAGAACGGGGGAAGAAAUGUGAUCUAAGUGACUUUGACCGUGGGAUGAUUGUCGGUGCCAGAUGGGGUGGUUUGAGCAUCUCAGAAACUGCUGAUCUCCUGGGAUUUUCAUGCACAACCAUCUCUAGAGUUUACAGAGAAUGGCAUGAAAAACCCAAAAUAAACAUCUAGUGUGUGAAAACACCUCGUUAAUGAGAGAGGUCAGAGGAGAAUGGCCAGACUGGUUCAAGCUGACAGAAGGGUGACAGGAGCUCCCAUGCCCACACAUUACAACAGUGGUGUGCAGAGGGGCGUCUCCAAACCCACAACAUGUUGAACCUUGAAGUGGCUGGGCUACAGAAGCUACAGACCAUGAACGUACACUCAGUGGCCCCUCUAUUAGGCACAGGAAGUAACUAAUGAAAUGAUCACUGAGUAUAUAUAUUUAUAAUGGUUUAAAGCCUGCAUUGAUUAAAAUUGAAUUCUCUGACGGUUGAUUGCGAUGCUGCUUUGAAGUUCAGCACCUUGGUGUAUGGUUGAAGAGUUGGUGUUGGUUGCUGCUCACGUGCGUACGCUGGACUCCGUUGACGAGUGGAGGCAAAGGCUCUCGCGUGCGUACGCUGGACUCCGUUGACGAGUGGAGGCAAAGGCUCUCGCGUGCGUACGCUGGACUCCGUUGACGAGUGGAGGCAAAGGCUCUCGCGUGCGUUAGGGAAUCUCUAGACGAGCACUUGAAUCACUGUGACUCCAGACCACGAGCUGACAGAUGGGAUUAGUUUGGAUUGAAUUGGUGGCCUUUCUCAAGCUACGACUUUGUGAAAAGUCUAAGUGUUGCACUAUGUAUCUUUAUUAAAGUUGGACCAACCUUUGGUUUGA